UCUGAGCUGCUCUUUGCUUCUUAGCCCAGCAAGACGCGAAGUCGCCCGAGUGGCGGCUCGGAGCUUUUCCCCGGGGCCGGCUCAAGGCGGGCGCGAUUAUUGCUCGGAACCGGUCCAGGUGCCCCCCCCCCCUUGGCUCCCCCCAGGGUCGCUGCCGGUAGCUCUGCCCGCCGCCUCCACCUGCCCCGCAUGCAGCCUCCUCUGGCCAAGAGGCGGGCGGUGGGGGGCGCGGACCCUCUGCCCGGGGGCCCCGCCGUGGUCAUGGUCCGCCGAGCCGUGCCGCCCCCGCUGUGGUCCGGCAACGAGCGGCUCCGCAUCGGGGAGCGCCUGCAGGCCAGCCUGGCCGGGCUGUUGGAGCUGGAUCUGCUGCGGGAGACGCAGAAGCGGGUCGUAGAGCGCGCUCUGGAAGGUGGGGACCGGCAACAGGAAAAUGGAAGCCUCCUGGGUAGCAGUGACCUGUCACCUGCAGUCAAGUUGGACCGCAGCAAAUCUGAGGACCUUCUUGGGUCUCCCAAGAAACCUUGCGUUUCCUACAGCUCAUCGGAGAACAUUGAGGCAGCUUCUGGAGCCCUUCGUGUCCAGUCAGGAGAGAGAACUCAAACAGGCUGCCUUGGCUUACGGAUGGUCAGUGAACAGCUUUUCUUCCCCAAGAAAGCUGGAGUCAAUGGAGGAGAUGCCCAGGAGAUCAUGGAGGCAGACUCCCGGCCCAGCUCAGGGUUUUAUGAGACCAGCGAGAUGGGCUCUCUUUCGGAUUCCUGCGCCUCUGUACAAAGUGAUGGGCCUGGGGAUUCACGGUGCAGCGUCGGCUCCCUCUCUCACCUGCCAGGCUUUCGGGAUAGCACUUUUAUCCGGCCACGCUCUACAGAUGAGGCUGCUGUUCGUCUCCUGGACCUCCAGCUGCAGCGAUUCACAUUGGCAAAUGGUUCCGGCCCUGACAGUAGGAGGCCUGUCUCAACAGGUGACCUUGAGUUCCUCUUGGGCCUUGGAGACUUGUCCCUACCACUGUCAAAGAACCCGAGCCUUCAGCUGAUGCAAUACAAGUCAGACCUCGUCUCUCGGAACACCAGCGAAAUCUACCACUACCCCAGCCCUUUGCACGCCGUGGCAUUGCAGAGCCCCUUGUUCACCAGCAGCCUCUCCCAGAGCUCAUCACAGGAGGAACUUGACGAGGGUCCCGUGGAGCUGGCCAGGGUCACCACUCCGGAGAGAGCACCCCUGUCCUCCAAGGAGCAGCAGAGAGCCCUGCUGGACCGCUACAUUGCCAAAUUGGUGUUGCGGUACAAGUGUCGUUCAGUGGUGAGCAGGUCAGAGGUGGGGUUUCUCGCCGGAAGCCAGAAGAGCUUGUCGAUGUCCUCCGUCUGCAGUUCUGUGCUGGGCGCCAGUCAACUCCUCGCGUCGGCACCGGGGUGGAAGAUCCGGCGGCGCAUCUCUACCUGCUCCCACUUUCGCUCACCGGAAGGCUCAGAGGGGACGCAAGAUUCUCAGGUCUUGGAUGGCCACGGAGACUUCUCCAUGUUUCCAGAGAUCAGCUCCAUCCAAUCCAGCACUACCAACCUCUCCAAGGCUAGCGAGCCUUCAGUAAUGUCCCUUCCUGAUCCUCUCCCACUAUACCGAGAGCCAUCUCUAACCUCCUGUCCAAAGAAGCCGCCUGGUGGAUUGGGAAGAGGGGCUGUUGAUUUGGUCGACCGCACCCCACGUUACAUCGUGCAAGUGGAGUCUCCCGUCCGAAAGGUUCUGACACUUCCCCAGGCCGCCAUGGACUUGGACAAGCUGUACAAAGGUAAACAUGCUUCCCGAGAACUGGUGAAGACCGCGGAGAAGCCGGAAAAGCCUACGGAACGAAACUGGCUGAGUCCUCGGGAACUCCUGCGCAAGCUCAGCCUCCGUCGCAAACCAUCCAAUCGGAUGGCGAGCAGGGCUCGAGCCAGCUCGGAAAUCAAUGUCCAUGCGGCAGCAGGGCUGGCAUGUCACGGUGACCCACAAGUUGGUAAAGGCAAAGCGGUCAAGACAAAAUGGGCAUCCGUCCUAGAGAUCUCUAACAAGGCCCCUGGGCGUCACAGGAUGAAAGCUGGUGCCUUUCACCCACCUCACCCGCUGCACCGCCAUCUUGCCUUCUCGGCUGACUCUCCGGCAACCUUUUGCUUCCUGGGGGGCAGUCAUUUGGACCUGCCGCCCCGGCAGCAGGCUGGCUUUGCCGGCCGUGGCUCUGGUCUUGGUGAGGCAGAUGCCACAAGCGCCAUCAGCCUGAACGGUGACUGGAUUCUCCAUCAUCUUGGCGAUCGAUGGCCCCACGGCUCCGCCACCUUAGACUCUGCUGACCUGCCAGUGGGUAGUUUCAAGCUUCGCCGCAGUCGCUCAUUUAAGGAGCUCAAGAGGAUGAUGUCCCGCUCCCUCAAGGGUGCCAGAACCCCCAAGUGAUCUCUCUGUCCUCUGAUAUCACUCGAAUGAGCUUGGAAGACUGGGUGAUAGAUGUUUGUUCCUUUCACUGUUACUAUGCUUCUGAAAAGACAUCUUGUGUACUGUAGCCUGACAAGGCUUCUUCUUGACUUGGACAAAUGGAGUUUCCUCUGGAGCCCCUUCCUUUCACCCUGCACCUACAUUUUUGUAACCCCACCCCGUUUUCUACUGUGGAUGAUCUUGCAUUGAUAUAUUGAUUCUGAUCUAUCUGGAUUCAUGGUUGGCCUAGAUGACUGAAAAAAAGAGGAGUUCCUCUUCAGAAAUCACUCCGAACGGUACUCGAUGAGAAGAGGAAAGUCAUGCGACAGCUCUUUCCUAACCUUUCCUCUGACAAGGUUUUCAAGUGUUUGCAGUGUACCAUGUUCAAGAGCAGAAAGAGACUGUUCCCUGUUCCAUUUAAAAAGAAAUUGUUCUUUCCUAAAGUUCUCUUUUCAAAAGGUUCCUCUUUCUGACCGUGGAAGAAGGGCUGAGGCCUACACAGAUCGUAGCCCACAAAGCACAAAGUGGUUUUCUCCUCCCCCCGCCCCAUUUUUCAGUCCAAGAAAGUAAAAAAAAAAAAAAGAGAGAGAGAGAAAGGAGUCAAAUAUCCAGCCAGCCAAUGUAGACGAUGGGUGUUGGGCCACGUUUAACUUUGUGAUUUGCCGAUUGUGGAAGCCUGAUUGUCGUAUCAAAGAAUGUACAUUUUGUCCUGGAAACUUUGCAGGAGUUCGGUGUCUUGGCUUUUUGACUGGUUCUUCAAGUCUGAAAUUGAUACGGCUUUUCUCUGUACUGUUAAUAUACUGCCCUUUUCCAAUAUGAGUAUUGAUUUGUGUUAGAAAAGCAACCUCAUAACUGAUCCCAAUGAAUGUGGGGCGGGGGUUUGCUUUUCCUACUUCAGGCUUUGUCAAGGAACAUGCAAAUAUCUUUUGAAAAAUUUCUCUUUGGUAUUCCAACCAUGUUUAAAGGAAGGGGAUGCUAGGUUACCCAAAUCCUUAUAGUACAAAGUACCAAUUUAACUUUUGUUUUAAAAAAUUCUGUUGCUGUCAAAAACUGUGGACCUCAAUUUUUUUUCUAAAUGUAUACUGUUGAGGAUAGACUUUUAAAAAAGAAUCAAACCUGGUAUUUCUCCCUCAGUGCUGUGAGAAACUGCUAAGACUGUAACAGUGGGAUAUUUAAGCCCUCAGUGUAAUGUUGUUUCUAAAUGGAGGAGUUAUUUUCAGGUGUCCUUUAAAGUUCAUACCUGACACCAGGGCUUUGUGUAUGGUGAGCAAUAAAUAAAAAUUAUGUGCUAUGGUAACUCA
This is a messenger RNA of Sphaerodactylus townsendi, 3737 nucleotides long. Its product is annotated as dapper homolog 2-like. NCBI's taxonomy places the organism in Eukaryota, Metazoa, Chordata, Lepidosauria, Squamata, Sphaerodactylidae. Gene Ontology annotation, cellular component: cytoplasm. The transcript has 4 exons. Bases 190 to 2418 code for a protein of 742 amino acids. The record is from RefSeq and is a predicted model, not a curated record. Gene Ontology annotation, biological process: negative regulation of nodal signaling pathway.